GAUUUGACUGACCAGCGCUGAAAAGACAACAGGGAGCUGUUAGCGUAUUAUCACUUAGCGAAAAAAAAUAUUGGUAAACUAUUCAAUUCGCGUUUAAUGCUGAGGAACUGUCACAAACAAACUUACCUGUACUGUCUGACGGUAAGUGCGUCAUUAUUUGACACCUGUAACUUGACAGACAUAUAUUUUUUAAGUCUGCCAACAUUGAAUUCAUGCUGCUGUCGAACAGGAGUUGUGAGCUCCUCCAUGUCUCACCUGAAGAAUGGAUUAAUUAUUUCUAGGUACAAUGUUUUGCUAACUUUCGCUGUGUUGAUAUUGCUGGUCGGACCGUUUACGGCUGCGUACACUGACGUCAUGUCCUCAAAUAAGUAAUGAUAUUUAUAGUAAUGUCUUGCAGAAAAUUGGCAGUUUUAUAAACAUAAUGCACAUACAUAAUUCAACAGUCAGCCAUUUUCGUCUUAAAAUGUUUUUAAAAAGAUGCACUAACAGUGUGGAACAUUUUGAGAUAUUUGUACUUGUUUUCUACACGGACAUUAUUUACGGGAGCACAUUCUGACAGCUGAUUUGAGUUGUGAAGACGUGUACUUUCCGUACCCAUUUAGCCGACUAAAUAGUUAAUUUGCGUUUAUAUUAUACAGAAUAUUACGUAUAUUUACUUGACACUGUUUAGCGUUAAUAGUUGUCGUAAUGGCGACAGUAGAGGAACUGAAGCUGCGAGUGAGAGAGUUGGAAAAUGAAUUGAUAAAGUGUAAGCAGAAGCAGUGUGCCAUGGAGGAUGCUCAAAACCAAGAACUCUACAGACCGAAGAUUGACAAAAUGAGCGCCGAAGUUGUGGAUUCCAACCCAUACAGUCGUCUAAUGGCUUUAAAGAGAAUGGGCAUCGUGGAUGAUUAUGAGAAAAUCCGGUCAUUCACAGUUGCUGUGGUUGGUGUUGGGGGAGUUGGCAGUGUGACAGCUGAAAUGCUCACUAGAUGUGGCAUUGGUAAGUUGCUCCUCUUUGACUAUGAUAAAGUGGAGCUGGCCAACAUGAACAGACUGUUCUUCCAGCCUCACCAAGCAGGCCUGAGUAAAGUGGAAGCUGCAGAACACACGCUCAGGAGCAUCAACCCUGAUGUGUCAUUUGAGACCCACAACUACAACAUCACCACAAUGGAAAAUUUUACACAUUUUAUGGAGCGCAUCAGUUGUGGAGGGCUGGAAGAUGGGAAGCCAGUGGAUUUGGUCCUGAGCUGUGUGGACAACUUUGAGGCCAGAAUGGCAAUCAAUACAGCCUGUAAUGAACUUGGUCAGAUCUGGAUGGAGUCUGGUGUCAGUGAGAACGCUGUAUCGGGACACAUCCAGCUCAUCAUUCCUGGAGAGACAGCAUGCUUCGCUUGUGCUCCUCCUCUGGUGGUGGCAGCUAACAUCGAUGAGAAGACCCUGAAAAGGGAGGGUGUGUGUGCUGCCAGCUUACCAACAACAAUGGGCGUGGUCGCAGGAAUCCUGGUCCAAAAUGUCCUCAAGUACCUGUUGAAGUUUGGCACUGUCAGUUAUUAUCUUGGCUACAAUGCCAUGCAGGACUUCUUUCCCACCAUGGCCAUGAAAGCCAACCCCCAGUGUAAUGACCGCUUCUGCAGGAGACAACAGGAAGAGUACAAGAAGAAAGAAGCAGAACGGCCAAAGGUUGAAGUUGUACAGGAAGAGGAGGAGGAGGUUGUACACGAGGACAAUGAGUGGGGUAUUGAACUAGUAUCAGAGGUAACUGAAGCGGAGUUAGAGGCUGCAUCGGGCACUGUGCCUGACCUCCCUGAAGGCAUUACUGUGGCUUACACCAUUCCAGCUGAGGAUAAAGCAAGUGGGGAGACAGUGGAGGAGACUGAACAGAGCCUAGAAGACUUGAUGGCUCAGAUGAGAAAGUUGUAGGCAACAAUCUGAAUAUGCGAUGAGAUAUGCCUUUUCUCUCAUGUCUAUUCCAUUACUUUGAUAACAAGCAUCCUCAUCAAAGAGCCAAUUGACACAGUUAAUUCUUCUAACAGCUGAAGAACAGAAACGCAUGAAAAGUGCUUCUAAUGACAUUUCACACAACACAAAAAAAAUGCAAAAGCAGUGAAAUGUGUAAUUUGCUGGCAUACUGGGAAGGUGUUUAGCACUUGGAGUUGGUACAGUCUCUUAUAAAAUGUAUAUAAACCUAGAUAAUAUCACUAUUAGUGCAUUAACAUGUAUCACAAUGUGUAUUUUCUACGGUUUUGAUCAGUGAAUGAGUGUCCCUACCUUUAAAUGUAUGUGCCAUUCAUUCAGCUUUAAGAAAACAUCUGCUGCAACAGAUUCAGACAUUUAAACAUGUUUAAUUUGUCUCAAUAAAGUAUUUAUUAGAUGGAAUAACAUCUUCUCAAAA
Centropristis striata (black sea bass) is the source of this 2374-nucleotide messenger RNA. RefSeq names its product ubiquitin-like modifier activating enzyme 5 (gene uba5). Bases 688 to 1902 code for a protein of 404 amino acids. Gene Ontology annotation, cellular component: cytosol; cytoplasm. The record is from RefSeq and is a predicted model, not a curated record. The transcript has 12 exons. Gene Ontology annotation, molecular function: UFM1 activating enzyme activity. Gene Ontology annotation, biological process: protein ufmylation. Lineage: Eukaryota; Metazoa; Chordata; Actinopteri; Perciformes; Serranidae.